Molecule: messenger RNA, 1857 nt
Organism: Mycosarcoma maydis (corn smut)
Lineage: Eukaryota; Fungi; Basidiomycota; Ustilaginomycetes; Ustilaginales
Product: serine/threonine protein kinase CDC7
Exons: 1
Coding region: 1-1857 (618 amino acids)
Biological process (GO): protein phosphorylation; mitotic DNA damage checkpoint signaling
Cellular component (GO): nucleus
Molecular function (GO): protein serine/threonine kinase activity; ATP binding
Source: RefSeq, a predicted model, not a curated record
AUGCGAGCUGUGCUUCAGCCGCAGAACGCGCCUCUUCAGCCAAGUCAAUCAGCAGCAUACAUCAACACUCCGUCGAGGCAACAGGAGCCCCAGUACGCAGAUCCGCAAGAGUGCCUGAAAGCGCCCGCCGCCAAGCUACAACCUGGUGAAACGGAUGCAGCAGCAGACCAAGUUACCGAAUCCACAGAUGAUGGAGACGACGUCACAGAGGACACCACAGAUCCUCCCAUAAACACGUCAAGUGAGGAUGCAAGGGUAGCCGAACUCAUCAAGCUCCAGGAAGAGAUUGAAGAGCUCGAGACCGCCAUCGACGGCCUCGGUGACUAUUACCGUAUCGUGGAUCGGCUUGGCGAAGGCACCUUCUCAUCCGUCUACAAGGCCAUCGACCUCCAACAUUUUGCCUUUGACAAUGAUGAGUGGGUUUCGCGCGGACCGCUUGAUCCUUUGCGCAAAGGUGUUUGUCAUGUCGCCCUCAAGAAGAUCUACGUCACUUCGAGCCCGCAGCGCAUCUUGAACGAGCUCUCCAUCCUGGAAGACCUGCGUCCAGCCGAGUACGUCUCGUACCUCAUCACCGCCUUUCGCUCCGAGGACCAGAUCGUCGCCGUCAUGCCCUACAGUCGACACCGUGACUUUCGCGACUACUUCAAAGAGAUGCCGCUUGGCGACUUCAAAUACUACUUUCGAUGCCUCUUUUCGGCGCUGCAGAGCGUCCACGAGGCCGAUAUCAUGCAUCGCGACAUCAAGCCCGCCAACUUUCUCUACGAUCCAACCACGGGCCACGGAACACUGUGCGAUUUUGGUCUGGCCGAACGCUUUGAGCCCUCCGAGUGGCGAGGAAAGUGUCACCACACAUGUCCCACAUCCGAGCAUCCACACGGCACCAAAGAGAUCAAUCGAGCCGUCGAUUCCAUCUGGUUCGAACCAGGAAAGCCGCUUUCAGGUCAAAUUGCGCCUUCGGAAAGCACAGCGUCAGCUUCCAACAGCCUUGCCAUUGCGUCAACAUCAGCUGCCACUUCUGCCAAUGCGGAUGCGCUCGCCUAUACCUCAAAGUCCGGCGUGAUGGAUCCACCUCCUGAACGUGUGGGCUACCUGGUCUACGAUGCUCGCCAGGGUGUACGCGCCAAUCGUGCCGGUACGAGAGGCUUUCGAGCUCCAGAAGUGCUCUUCAAAUGCCAAGAUCAGACGGUGGCUAUCGAUAUUUGGUCGGCUGGCGUCAUCCUGCUCACACUCCUGAUCCGACGAUUCCCUGUCUUCAACUCGAACGACGAUGCCGAAGCUCUACUCGAAAUUGCCGUCAUCUUUGGCAAGGCACGUAUGGAGACGUGUGCAAUGCUGCACAACCGCACGUUCCAUUGCAACGUCCCAAGUGUCAGCAACUCAGGCUCCCUCACCGAUUUCAUCUUUCGGCUGAACCCGGAUCUGCGAAAUCCAGGCAACCACCCUGAUCCAGAGCAAUACGCAAUCGACGUUGCGAAUGCGCUCGAUAUGGUCAAGUCGUGUCUACAUGUCGACUGUACCCGGCGCAAGACAGCGGCCGAGCUGCUGCAGCAUCCUUUCCUCCGCAUCGAUCCAGAAGAGGACGAAGCGAUGGAGCAAGAACUGCAUGACCAGUAUAAGGACUGGCACGCACAGGAUAUUGCUGACUACUACCAGCAGACGGGCGAUGAGCAAUACCACGAAGGUGAGGUUCCUGUCGAUCACACGUUUGACCGGGACGAGGAGGAUGGUGCAGACGAACAAGAGGAUGGGCAGAACGAAGAAGUGGUCCAACUGCAAAGUAGGCGCGGCAUGCAGGGCGAGGUAUCCGAGACUGGCGAGAAUGGGUCGCAUGUCGAAAUUGCCUCGCACCAGCAAUAG